This is a messenger RNA of Orbicella faveolata, 1639 nucleotides long. Its product is annotated as retinoid-inducible serine carboxypeptidase-like. Lineage: Eukaryota; Metazoa; Cnidaria; Anthozoa; Scleractinia; Merulinidae. Gene Ontology annotation, molecular function: serine-type carboxypeptidase activity. The record is from RefSeq and is a predicted model, not a curated record. Gene Ontology annotation, biological process: proteolysis.
AAGUAAAUGUCGUCAUACAAUAGUACCCAGACCUAGCUCUCAGUGCGAGGAUAAGCCUGAUAUCUUCGGAAGCAGGCCAUACUUCUCGGAGCGUGAUCUUUUGUUCGGAUAGUAGAUCACGUGAUAAACGGCCGUUGAUAAUAUAGUUCAUUCGCAGUGCAUUAUGGGAAGGGCUUUCAGCCCCCUCCUGGAUCUACCGUGAUCUCGUGACUCACUCUCUUUCUCUUUUGACAGCAAGCAAAAUGAAAAUGUCUUCAUUCACUUCCGUCUUCGCGUUGAUGUUUCUUCAUCAUUUCUUCCAAACAGUGGAAUCAAAAUUCCUGAUACCUGGUGAGGCCUGGGGAUAUGUCGACGUCAGGAAAGAGGCAACUAUGUUUUGGUGGCUCUAUGGAGCUCAAACAAGCGAUCCCACGGACCGUGUUCAUAAACCCCUAGUUUUGUGGUUCCAGGGAGGUCCAGGGGCUUCCUCCACGGGAUACGGAAAUUUCGAGGAGAUCGGCCCUCUUGACGUUAAUCUAAAGCCAAGAAACUCGACUUGGAUUAAGGAAGCUAAUGUCUUGUUUGUAGAUAACCCCGUGGGAUGUGGCUUCAGUUAUGUUGGUGAUCCAGGGGCCCUCACCACUAACAUCUCAGAAAUUACAGAUGAUUUGACUGUCUUCUUCAAAGCCUUUCUGGAGAAGUUUCCAGUUUUCAAGGAGAUGCCAUUUUUCAUUGCUGGUGAAUCUUAUGGUGGUAAAAUGGCUGCUGCUUUUGGAGCUGCCUUGCAGGACCUGAUUCAUGAUGGCAAAGUUCAGUGUGAGCUUACUGGAGUAGCACUAGGAGAUUCCUUGAUCUCUUUCCAAGACACAACACUUUCUUACGCACCCUAUCUAUUUUCUUUUUCUCUCUUGGAUGAGAAAGACUUUCUUAGAGUCCAAAAGUUAGGUAAGGAGGUUGUAAAAGCUACUGAUCACGGAGAUUAUGACAAGGCCAUGGAUUUAACUGACCAGUUGAUCGAUCUUAUUGGCCAUGUGACCGACAAUGUUGAUGUUUAUAAUGUGCUGCGUCAUAACCAACCAGACCUUAGCAUGAUGCAUUUGAUGUUGCAAAGGUACACUAAGUUGUCCAAUAAUCAAAUUUUUUCUCAGUAUUUAAUGAGAAGUCAAAGUGAUCCACUUGUCAAGCUCAUGAAUGGACCAAUCAGGAAAAAGCUGGGGAUAAUACCGGAUAAUGUCACAUGGGGUGGUCAGUCUGAAAUGGUAGCAGAAACCCAACGCAAUGAUAUCCCAUCUUCAGUGUUAUCAGAUGUCGGCAAACUUAUCAGAGGAGGUGUUAAAGUUGUCGUAUACCAAGGCCAACUUGACAUGAUUUGUGGUACACUUGGUGCCGAGUCAUGGAUUGCAAAACUCGACUGGGAUGGUUUGCCACAGUUUUUGAAUUCAUCCAGAAAGCCCUUGUAUGCACCAUCCAAACUGGCAAAGAAAGAGACUGGAGCAUUUCUUAAGAACUACAAAAACUUUGAACUUUAUUACAUUCUCAAUGCUGGCCAUAUGGUUCCUAUAGAUGCCCCUGAAAUGGCUUUGGAAAUGCUAAGAAUGAUUCUCAUGUAACAAGGAGAGAAUUGAUGACUAAUCAGUGGUACAUCCAGACCUUGAGCUAG